This is a messenger RNA of Bufo gargarizans (Asiatic toad), 605 nucleotides long. RefSeq names its product lactoylglutathione lyase-like. The transcript is spliced from 6 exons. Gene Ontology annotation, molecular function: metal ion binding; lactoylglutathione lyase activity. NCBI's taxonomy places the organism in Eukaryota, Metazoa, Chordata, Amphibia, Anura, Bufonidae. The coding region runs from base 49 to 573 and encodes 174 amino acids. The record is from RefSeq and is a predicted model, not a curated record.
CGUCAGGCUGUCCGUCCUCCGACAGUGUCAUCAGUGCCGGCAGUAAACAUGGAGGAGACACCGGGGAUCAGUGAAGCCGACACAGCAACCCAGGACUUUCUGUUGCAGCAGACCAUGCUCCGGAUCAAAGAUCCCCAGAAAUCGCUGACAUUUUACAAUAAGUGCCUUGGAAUGAUUCUCCUCCUGAAACUCGAUUUCCCCUCUAUGAAAUUCUCGCAGUAUGUCCUGGGUUACGAGGAUGGGAAGGACAUCCCAGAAGACGUGAAGGACAGGGAGGCCUGGGCCUUUUCCUGCAAAGCCACGGUGGUGCUGACACACAACUGGGGCAGUGAGAACGAUGAGAAACCAUUCCAUAACGGCAACUCCGAGCCCCUGGGCUUUGGUCACAUCGGCAUCAGUGUCCCCGAUAUCUACGCUGCUUGCGAGAGGUUUGAGCAACUUGGAGUGAAGAUUGUGAAGAAACCCAAUGACGGGAAGAUCAAGGGUCUGGCAUUUAUUGAAGAUCCUGACGGUUACUGGAUCGAGAUCUUCUCUCCUGACAACAUGGCGUCCAUCAUGACGUGCUCACAGUGACACGUGUCCUCUGCUUCAGAAGGAUUUGGAAU